Salvia hispanica is the source of this 3577-nucleotide messenger RNA. RefSeq lists its product as uncharacterized. NCBI's taxonomy places the organism in Eukaryota, Viridiplantae, Streptophyta, Magnoliopsida, Lamiales, Lamiaceae. The record is from RefSeq and is a predicted model, not a curated record.
AACACACACACACACAGUGCAUUGUCUGUUGACAGUUGUUGAAGUGUUUCAGCAGUCUGAUAUGAAAGCACAUUGUAGCAUGAAGUAGAGCAGCAUAAAGUUUGAAACUUUAAUCUUUAUGCAAAAAUUUUUGGCAAAAUGGGGUCAAGAUUUUCUUCCUUCUUCCUUCUGCAUUGUUGGUUUCUUCUGAUUUUGAGUUUGGGAGUCUGCUGUGAUGGCGCUGAGGUGGCUGUGAAGUUACUAGAAACUCCUCAUGCUUUCUCCAGCAGGAAUUACUCCACUUUCUCUUUCCAAGUUUUGGUGGGUGGCAAUGCCACCAUUUGCUCUGACUGCUCCACCACUUGCAGGCUGGAUCAUGGCAAGGAUUUACCUUGUGAUGGUGGAAGGAUAUCUUAUUCAAGACUGUUAGAUGGGAACCAUUCAUUCGAGGUGUGCACGGAAGGGUCUCGCGGAGCUGCCUGCGCGAGCUAUGACUGGACCGUUGACACCGUUAAACCCACAGCGCGCAUAACAGGAGAGACAAACUUCACGAGUGCUUCUCGUGUUUCAGUGAACAUAUCUUUCAGUGAGCCCUGUGGUGGUGGUUUCGUGUGCCCUUCUGUAAAUGCCUGCAACCUUCUUGUGUAUGGUGCUGGAGAAGUCUUGCCAAAUACACUCAACGUUAUUGAGCCAAACAUGAAAUACUCUCUUGAUGUCAGCGUGUCUGAGAGAGUUCGAUAUGGACGCCUGAUCUUGGUAAUGGACAAAGAUUUCUGUACAGACUCUGCAGGAAACCAAUUCACAAGAACAGAUAAUUCUAGUUUGGUUAUACAUUUUGAUAAACGAACCGUACUCGUGAACAUGAGAACUCAUAUACCGGAACAGCUACUUCAGAUAAGCACUGAAACUAGAACUGUAUUGGCAACUAAUAAGGACAAGUUCUUAAAGGUUUAUCUGUAUUUCACCGAACCUGUCAUGAAUUCUUCUGCUGAAAUCUUGAACUCCCUCAAUAUAAAUCAAGGAUCGCUCGUUCCCAUAAAUGGGAGUAGCCGUGGACAGCGUAGAUUUGGCUACCAGAUCACUAAUAUGUCGAACUUGGCUGUUGCAACCGUGAGCCUGCAGUCGAACAUGGUGAUUGCCAGACAGGGGACGCCCGUUGCUCCUGUGUCGCCUGUAACGUUCCUCUAUGACUCUCAAAGACCGGCUGUAAGGCUGAGCACGACAUGUAACGUGCGGACGAGAGAGAAGAUUAUACUUAUAAUGAUCAAAUUCAUGAAGCCAGUGUUCGGUUUCAACUCAUCUCAUUUAUCAAUUUCUGGAGGGCAUGUGCAGAGCUUCAUAGAGGUGACUAGGAGAAUCUACACGGCCCAUGUACGAGCAGAUACGGAUGUCAUAUCCGUAUAUAUUCCUGAAAACGUGACAUCCGAUGUUUCAGGGAAUGGAAACGGAGCAUCUAACACCCUGCAAGUCAGGCACUAUUCAGCACCCGUUGAAUCUAUGGUGCUUUCGUACUUUGCCACUGGUGCUUUUGGCGUUACAGCUUUGGUAGCCGGCUUCCUGACUGUUUCAACAGCAAGUUUGCUAUCCGCUGGAGCAUACUCCAAACCGAGCGCUAUCCUGUGCUCGGAUGCUGCCAGAAAUCUUUUUAGAGUCGCGUCGCAUAUUCAAGUUUUCGCAUUGUCUAAAUGGCUAGCAGUCACCUUACCUGUCGAAUACUAUGAACUUACAAGAGGCUUACAGUGGAGCAUUCCCUACUUCAACCUCCCAUGGGAGACGGGCGACCAGCGUUCAGUCAUGGUGGGAUCGACUUCUCCCAAGGACCGGCUGAUCCUUGCUCCCAAAGAACGUGACUCAAUAUUCGUCGAGGGCCUUAAACCAGAAGCUGCAAAUGUGGAUUCACCAAAGGUUUUUGGUUUGCCUCUGAAUCCUAUGGAGUAUGCAUCCUAUUUUGAGAGCCAGUCUACAAUGCCGGUAGCAGAAUACAUCUUGGAUCCAGAGAACUCACACGGAUGGAGAGAUUUCAGCAGAAGCAUGUUCUGGCUAGCUGUAAUCGGAAUCGGUUUGAUACUGCUCCACGCUCUAGUUCUCAUGAUCCUCAAAUUUAAGAAACAAAACAAGGAAAAACAAAGCUACGGUGCACUCAUUUUCCCAAGAUUCGAGAUCUUCCUUCUGAUACUGGCACUGCCUUGCAUCUCCGAAGCAUCAGCUUCUCUAAUCAAAGGAGCAACGCCUACUGGCACGAUUGUGGGUGUUCUCAUACUAAGCCUAGUAGCAUUCGCGCUGCUCUGCCUGCUCGUAUUCCUCACCUUCGGCAUCACACUUGGUAAACUGCUUCAAUACAAGGAGGUUCACCAAGAAGGCCAGACAUUCCACUGGUAUCAAGAGCUCAUUCGAGUCACACUAGGCCCGGGCAAGAGAGGCCAAUGGACAUGGAAGAACGAACGUCGUUCCAUCUACUUAACCAUACUAGGCCCUCUGUUUGAGGACCUAAGAGGCCCUCCUAAGUACAUGCUGUCACAGAUCUCCGGGAGCAGCUUCACCAAGCCGGGAGACAGGAUCAUCGCCUCAGACGACGAAACAGAGGAUGCAGAGGCACCCUUCAUACAGAAACUCUUCGGAAUCCUCAGAAUCUACUACACAUUUCUAGAGUCCGCGAGGCGAGUAACUCUUGGCAUCGUUGCAGGCACCUACUCACAGACGUGGACUUCAAGAACUCCCGCGAUUGCCCUCCUCUCCAUCACCGCGUUCCAGCUCUUCUUCAUGGUGCUCAAGAAGCCAUUCAUCAAGAAGAAACUCCAGCUUGUUGAGAUCAUCUCUGUCUCCAGCGAGCUCGUGAUCUUUGCCUUCUGCCUCACCCUUUCGGACAGACAGUUUUCGCCUCAAAACGACAGGAAACUAGGGAUUGCAAUGGUGGCGGUGUUCUUGCUAGCAUUUGUGGUACAAAUGGUCAAUGCGUGGCACGCAUUGUACAAACAGAUCAAGCAGUUGGAUCCCAUCAAAGACUCAAUUUUUAUUGGCCUAAAAAAUGCAACCAUUGGAUUUGCAUUCUUGAUCUUGCCUCGUUGCUUGAUCAAGAAUCUGCUUGAGGGAUUUCCGAUCAACAACCCCGGGGAGACAGACACAACGAGCAGGAACCGGAGCUCAGAGAGCCGGAGCUCCGGGGAGAAGCCAUGGCUAAGGCAAAUAAGGGAGAUGGCAAGGUCUAGCUUUACAAGAGAAGAAGGCAAGGCCACCACUCCAACUGACCCUUCUUCGAGUAAGGUGAGGUGGAGUGGGUUUUGGAGGAGUAAGAGGAGCGAGAGCUCGUCGGCGUCAGCCUCCGCCUCGACGUCAAUGGACUAUAAAGCGAAGCCGAGGGGAUUGCACAAAGAGUUGGAAGACAUUUUUGCAUCCAAAUGAGAGGUUUUGAAUUUUGAUCAAGCCUUGUUUCACCAUUUUUAGAUGCCUUUCUUUCCUUUUUUGGUUUUUUUAUAUUUUUAUCAUUUUAUGAUCCAUGAUAACUCAACAAAUUGUAAGAACCAAAGCAGGCUUCAUUGGCUCAAUGAAUCUGUAUAUUGUGUGUAUACAUCUUAAAUAUACUCCUACUUAUUUUCAAGAA